AUGGCGAAUCAUCUACACGAAGACACACCCCCGCCUUUCCUCAGCAACUGCCAAUACCAGGAAACGCCUCAAAAAACAAAAUGGUUUAAAUCACGAGGCGAUUCAAGAAUGCCCCUACAUGGAUCAAGUUUUGAGCGAGGUUCUCCGGAUUUAUCCCCUAGACUCAACGCAAGUAUAUUGCUGAAUUAUGCAUGGAAAAUAAUGAGGAAAUCAAGAAGUCACCGAUUUUUUUCUCUCUCCAGAAUCGACCGAGAAUGUACGAAGUCUUGCGAAAUCAAUGGACUGCAAUUCAAAAAAGGAGAUGCAGUGGUCAUCCCCAUGUGGUCCAUUCAACAUAAUGAGGACUAUCAUCCUGAUCCAGACACUUUCCGCCCUGAACGGUUCGCACCGGAAAACAAAUCGAAAAUGGUCCCAUAUACAUACUUUCCCUUCGGCCAAGGACAAAGGGCUUGCAUCGGAAUGCGAUUCGCUUCAGAACAAGCUAAGCUGACCCUGGGUCACUUUAUCCUGUCUUUCAAACUCUCCAAAUGUUCUAAAACAUACAUGUGGCUGCGCAACCAAGAUGGGGACACCACAAAAGGGGACAAGGGAAAUGCCCGCAAACCAGACAUGGUGACCUUGUCUGCUUUGGAGCAAAUGUACGAUGGAAAAGCUCCAUUGCUUUACGUCAGUGAUCCUGAGGUCAUCAAGGAAAUAUUUGUGAAAAAGUUCGACUGUUUCGCCGACCACCAGCAAUUUUCAGCGGGUUUCGAUCAGGUGAAAUACAUUCGAAAAUUCCUCUUCGUCAUAAGUGGCCAAGAUUGGAAAGAUGUAAGAAGCUCUGUUACUCCAGCUUUUUCAAGCGGGAAAAUCAAGAAGCGCACAGCAGAACCUCUUCGAUUUGGCAGGCAAACAUACUCGAAAAAGAAGCCGAAAACGCAUAGAUUGUAUCUGGCUCUGAAGAAAGAAAAAGUAACUCUGGAUGUGAUUGCGAGAUGUGCUUUUGGGACAAAGUUGGACAACUUGGACGACCCCAAUAAUCCAUUUGCAGUCAACAGCGCCAAAGCUUUUCGACCGCCAUUGUUCGACAGCGCUUGGAGUCUCAUCCCAGACCUUUUCCCGUGGACGCAGAUUUUUGGGCUUGAGGCUUUUAUAAGCCGAGAUUCAAUCGAGUUCUUUGUCAAGACUGUAGAAGAGGUCAUAAAAUUGAGGAAAGCUGACGGUUCU
Notodromas monacha is the source of this 1206-nucleotide messenger RNA. The record is from the annotation of a GenBank genome assembly. NCBI's taxonomy places the organism in Eukaryota, Metazoa, Arthropoda, Ostracoda, Podocopida, Cyprididae.